This is a messenger RNA of Oncorhynchus nerka (sockeye salmon), 1635 nucleotides long. RefSeq names its product homeobox protein SIX3-like. NCBI's taxonomy places the organism in Eukaryota, Metazoa, Chordata, Actinopteri, Salmoniformes, Salmonidae. Gene Ontology annotation, molecular function: RNA polymerase II cis-regulatory region sequence-specific DNA binding; DNA-binding transcription factor activity, RNA polymerase II-specific. Gene Ontology annotation, cellular component: transcription regulator complex; nucleus. Bases 242 to 1297 code for a protein of 351 amino acids. The record is from RefSeq and is a predicted model, not a curated record. The transcript has 4 exons. Gene Ontology annotation, biological process: regulation of transcription by RNA polymerase II; eye development.
UGUAAACAUCAUUUGCCUGAUGACAUGCUAGUGGACGAGAGACUAAUUUCUUACAAGCACAUUUGUUUCCACAUUCUCUCCAAGUUCCCUCUCCUCGCUGCUUCUCCUCAAUUACCUUUGAACUUUUUAAAAUGAAAGGGAGGAGGCAUGAGAAGAAUAAAGGAAAUCCAAUUGAGAUUUUCCAUUGAUGUUGUAGAAUUCAGAACACUUUUUCGGGAUAAACUGUAAGCCUUUUUCUAUCAUGCUCUCCUCUCUUCAUCCUCCUCCUCAUGUGUGUUUGUCCCCCUUCGGAGGAAGGGUCUGUCACUUGCUAGGCUGUGAUGGGCAUUGCUGCUUUCACAGCCCCGCCCCUUCCAGCAGGGCACCCAAUGGAGAUGCAGACCUAGGGUCCCACCCCGCCCAUCAGGUGAGCUAUAGAAAGACUCCACCAGACUGUCGAGCUCAUAACGGAGCUCAUAGCGGACAACUGGCCUUUUCUUCUCUCCUCUACGCUGACCCGAUGGUGUUCAGAUCCCCGCUAGAGCUCUUUCCCGCCCAUUUCCUCCUGCCCGGCAUGCUAUUACCGGAGGAACCCCCUGCUUGCGCACCUGCCUCUGCUCUCCCUGGGCUCCGUUUCUCCGCGGCGCAGGUGGCCGGUGUGUGUGAGACUUUGGAGGAGACCGGGGACGUCGAGCGGCUCGCGCGGUUUCUGUGGUCCCUGCCGGUGGCCCCAGGUGGCGCGUGCUUCAUUACAGAGCAUGAGUCCGUCCGGAGGGCGCGUGCCGUGGUCGCCUUUCACACCGGGAACUACCGCGAACUCUAUUGCAUCCUGGAGAACCACAGCUUUAUGCGUCGCGCCUCGCACGGUAAACUACAGGCCAUGUGGCUCGAGGCGCACUACCGGGAGGCUGAGAGGCUGCGCGGGCGGUCGUUGGGCCCGGUGGACAAGUACCGUAUCAGGAAGAAGUUCCCUUUACCAAGAACUAUCUGGGACGGCGAGACGAACUCACACUGCUUCAAGGAGCGGACGAGGGGCCUGCUGAGGGAACGGUACCUCCAGGACCCCUACCCAGACCCCGCGAGGAAAAGGGAGCUGGCGCGUGCCACCGGGCUCACUCCAACACAGGUCGGGAACUGGUUCAAGAACCGGAGACAGAGAGACCGCGCAGCCGCCAACAAGAACAGGCUCGCGCACCACGGGAUGCGACCGGGAGCCAUGCUCGCUCUGGCCAGGACAGAAUGCAGCCCCACCGGAAGUGCAUGCAGCCAGGAGAUGAUCCUCUCGGUAAUGGACAGCGACUCUGACUUUGACAUCUGAAACUGCCCAUUGAUAACAGGAUACAUGCUACUAAGGGGCUUGGAUUUCACGGAGAAUUCAUAUGGACAUAUUUAUUUCUAUGUUAUAAGAGUUUGCUGUCUGAAAUAGACCUACAUGAUAUUUACAAUGUGCAGAACAUCCAUCUCUCUUUCUCUCCUGAUGCUUUUCUGACAAUCAUGGUGUUUAGUACACCUUCCCAGUCUGUCUAUCUGUAAAUAAAUUAUUCACCUGAUGUCAGAAAUUGUACAGAUGGUCCUUUGAAGCACUGUAAAGGACAGUUUGUUGGUUUAUAAUUGACAAAUACGUACUUUAUGAAAAUAAAUGUGAAGUUGAUCAUU